GAUAGACCAUUCCAGUAUUUUCCAUUGGGUUGAGCGUUUUCUCUAGAUUUUUAGCUUGUCACACGAUAGAACAAGGCACCAUUCCAUUAGGACAAAAGUCGAUUGGGACACCAGGCUUGCGGAAGGUAGUAUCGAAUUAAUUAACUAUGUCUAUGGACAAGUGACAUGAUGCAAAAUGACUCUUUGUCUCACAAUUUCUCCAAAUGAUAGGCAAUAAUCACAGGGUUCCAUCACCGAACCCAUAUUCCACCACCGCUAGACCAUCCGAUAUCGGAGUUUUAUUGAACCAUGAGUAGGCAUAUUUACAAGUCAGUUUUAAAGUUUAUCAUCGUUGCUCACGUGAUUCUUUUCUUGGCAUACUUCACCCCUGCGUCAUUCAGGUACUUGGAAAGGCUUGGAGGGACAAUUGUCCCAAUUUUAUCAAGGGAAAAGUUGAAGUUGGACAACACUAUAGACCUAAAUGCCUCUCUGAAACUUUGGAACAGAACGGACGUCCAGACAAUUACGGAAUGGGGAGCACCUAUCAUUUGGGAGGGCAUUUUUGACCCUUAUGACUGCGACCGGGAGCAUAAGAAAAACCACUCUGUGGCUCUGACGGUCUUCGCUGUGGGAAGGUAUCUAGAUGUGUAUCUGGAGACCUUCCUCGUUUCUGCUGAGCUUCAUUUUAUGGUGGCUCUUCCUGUGACGUACUAUGUGUUCACGGACGCUCCUGCCAAAGUGCCCAACCUCCAGUUGGCUGAGGGGCGGAGGUUAAAGGUCAUAAAGGUUCAGAAGCAUUCUCGCUGGCAGGACAUCUCCAUGAUGCGCAUGAGGGCAAUCGCCGACGCCAUCAACGAUAUCCGCCUCACGAGCAGUUACGUCUUCUGCUUCGACGUGGACCAGCUGUUUGUCGGCAGGUUCGGCUCGGAGGCGCUGGGGGAGUCUGUGGCUCUGCUCCACGCCCACUUCUAUCAUUACCCUCGCGAUCUGUUCACCUACGACCGCAACCCCAACUCCACGGCCUACAUGAAGCUCGGGAUGGGCGACUUCUACUACCACGCCGCCGGGUUCGGGGGCAACUGGCGGAGCGUCUUGGCGCUGACGGAAAGCUGUUACCGAACCAUCCUGGAGGACAAGAGCCGAGGGGUGGAGGCGCUAUGGCACGACGAGAGCCACCUGAACAAGUACCUGUGGCUGCACAAGCCCAGCAGGGUGCUGUCGCCAGAGUACUGCUGGGACCAGAGCCUUGGACACCCCAGCGACAUCCGGGUCAAGCGGCUGCUCUGGGCUGUGAAGCAGUACGACACUCUGAGGGACACCGACUAGGGAUUCAGGUGAUCCUGUGGGCUGCUAUGACGUAGCAUGGUGAGGGGGAUUCAAGGUCUGCUGGGAUGCAUCACACUAUCGUGUAUGUAAAAUGUCUCUUCAUAUCACAUUGCAUGCACUUGUAAAACUUAAAUGAGGGGAAUCUGAAGUGUUUCUGCUGUUUCACGUUAAGGCUUGCUUCCUAUAGGUAUAAUGAUUUUUUACAGCAGUGGCCUUGAUGCUGAUACCAAUAACACACAUUGUGUCUUCAACUUGUCUUCAACUUGUGUCUUCAACUUGUUUCUUUAACUUGUGUCUUUAACUUGUGUCUUUAACUUGUGUCUAUAUGUUAGAGCCAUAAAUAAGAUGUGUAUUAUUUCCAAUUAUUAAUUCUGGAAUAAUAUUAUUUUGUAUUACCUUGUUAUUAUAAUGAAUAUCUCUGUAAAGUAGAGACUCUUAUUUUGACACGUUGUUUUGACCAUGUGAAGAGAGCAUCUUUAGUUGGAAGGAACAGAGAGGCAUGGAGGUUCACAGUGUUCUGAUCGUGCUACCUUAAUUUUGAAAUUAGAAUCAUUUAUUUAUGUAAAGACAGGGUUACUUGAAAAUUUAUGAAGAUAAAGAAAUGUAAACUUUGAA
Molecule: messenger RNA, 1920 nt
Organism: Osmerus eperlanus (European smelt)
Lineage: Eukaryota; Metazoa; Chordata; Actinopteri; Osmeriformes; Osmeridae
Product: alpha-1,3-galactosyltransferase 2-like
Exons: 5
Coding region: 289-1305 (338 amino acids)
Biological process (GO): carbohydrate metabolic process
Cellular component (GO): vesicle; Golgi apparatus; membrane
Molecular function (GO): hexosyltransferase activity
Source: RefSeq, a predicted model, not a curated record